Molecule: messenger RNA, 1554 nt
Organism: Sclerotinia sclerotiorum 1980 UF-70
Lineage: Eukaryota; Fungi; Ascomycota; Leotiomycetes; Helotiales; Sclerotiniaceae
Exons: 3
Coding region: 1-1554 (517 amino acids)
Biological process (GO): protein peptidyl-prolyl isomerization
Molecular function (GO): peptidyl-prolyl cis-trans isomerase activity; protein binding
Source: RefSeq, a predicted model, not a curated record
AUGGCAGAUAUCGCUCUCAAUUCUAAUAAACGGAAGCUAGAUGCAGAAGAUGAAGACUCCUCUUCCGAUGAUGAUAUGGGACCUCAACUUCCAUCUGCGGAAGCUCCCAAAAAGAAGCGUCGCAAGCUUCCCUACGAAAAGCUCUAUAUUUCAGCUCUACCAACUUCCGCACGAUAUUCAAAAUCUCUUAUGCACAAAGAACAAAUCUCGUUUGUCACAAUGACUCCAUUGACGGACUUUUUGAUCACAAGCUCUGUUGAUGGAGUUGUCAAAUUCUGGAAGAAAGGAGCCGAUGGCAUCGACGUUGUCUCGCUGAUGGCUUUCAAUGAUACUUAUAAUUGUGUAAUAUCAGCGGACGAGAAUGGUAUGAUCGAAUACUGGCGUCCGGGAGGAAAUUACGAAAAGCCUGAUAAUGUUUUUGAGUACAAAUCUUCCACGAAUCUCUUCGAAUUCAAGAAGGCUAAAUCGACACCCACUUCUCUAACAAUCUCUCCAACCGGUGCUCAAUUCGCAACUUUCUCAUUUCCCGAUCGAAAAGUCCGGGUAUUUGAUUUUUCAACAGGGAAAUUAUACCGUACAUACGAUGAAUCCCUGCGGGUUAUCGAAGAAAUGCAACAGGCAGGAACGUCAUUGAAGAAGUUGGAAGAUCUGGAGUUCGGUCGCCGACUUGCUACUGAGCGCGAGAUCGAAACGCCAACCCUACGAAACAAAGCAAAUGUUAUAUUUGACGAGACGGGACACUUUAUCAUUUAUGGAUCAAUGCUAGGCACAAAGGUUUUGAACACUUACACAAAUCGGGUUGUAAAGGUGUAUGGAGGAGAUGAGAAUUUUAGGCCGCUUAACAUUGCUAUGUACCAGGGCCAACCACAAAAGAAAGGCAUUACAACCGUUGCAAUGGCGGCAUCCAACAACCCUCUUUUGCAAGAAUCAGAAGUUCGAGAUCCGAUAUUAUUUGCGACCGGUGUUGGUAAAGUGCGGUUCUACAUGUUCACAAACGACGAAGAAGUCUCCAAAUCAGAACGAGAUGUCCAAAAUGAGAAACCCACCAAUACAAAUGGAAAGAAAUUGACAGAGGCAAAGGUUGCCGAGACUGGAACGGCUGCUGUUAUCCACACCACAUACGGAGACAUCCAUAUACGCUUGUUUCCAGAUGCAGCUCCAAAAGCAGUUGAGAAUUUCGUGACGCACUCGAAACAAGGCUACUACAACAAUACUAUCUUCCACCGUGUCAUUCGAAAGUUUAUGAUUCAGUGCGGAGAUCCAUUAGGAGAUGGUACUGGUGGUGAAAGUAUCUGGGGGAAAGAGUUUGCCGAUGAAUUUAGUUCUCUCAGACAUGACAAACCUUACACAGUUAGUAUGGCAAAUGCGGGGCCAAAUACAAACGGUAGUCAGUUCUUCAUUACGACCGAAAAGACUCCGUGGUUAGACAACAAACAUACAAUCUUUGGUAGGGCAAUUCAGGGUCUCGAUGUUGUCCACAAAAUCGAAAAUACGCGAGUCUAUAAAGAAAAACCAGAGGAAGAUAUUAAGAUUCUCAAUAUAGACAUCAUGUAA